This is a messenger RNA of Salvia miltiorrhiza (redroot sage), 2941 nucleotides long. RefSeq lists its product as uncharacterized. Lineage: Eukaryota; Viridiplantae; Streptophyta; Magnoliopsida; Lamiales; Lamiaceae. Bases 1260 to 2696 code for a protein of 478 amino acids. The transcript has 9 exons. The record is from RefSeq and is a predicted model, not a curated record.
AUUGAUUGGGAUGCACCUGAAAAUUGCGACAUUUUUAAUUAAAUUCCGAUCAAAGUCGAGGUGCAGUCUCGCACACUACACACACGUACCUCGCUGAGCGCGCUCUCUCUCUCUCUCUCUGUCAGCUCCGAUUCAUGGUGAGAAACCCGCAAACAAAGCCCUCUUCUCUCUCAAUUACUUCUUUUUUUCGACAGUUUCUAUUCCUUCAUUAAGACCAUUAUUUUGUCGUUGUGCUUCUCAAAGGCUGGAUUUGUUUGCCUUUAUUAGUGGUUGCUAUAUCUCGACCAAGGCGAACAUGGUGGCGUAGCAUUUUUGUGCAAAGAAGCAUGUGCAUUUCGCAUGUCAUGAGUUUUUAUACACUAUAUUUCUCUCCUUAUCUUUUUCUUUCGGUGGAAACGGCGAAUUCUAAAAUUGGCGGACUUGCAUGUUGAUUCAUUAUGUAGCUGUUAAACCUAGUGAUCAGCUAAGUUGAUUGUCCCGUUCUCAAAAAAAAAAAAAAAAAACACUAAGUUGAUUGAUACUAGUGUAAUGCGUUUGAAGUGUUGAUCAUUUUCCUGUUGAGGAAUCAAUUUUUUUUUUUCUUGCACAAUGUAUACCUUUGUAUUGGUCGAUGCAUUUUCUGCAAUUAAAUUAUAUACUGCACAACCUCUUUAUUUUACUGAACACUUUUAGCAAUUGUUGAUUUCUGUUUGUAGCAUAAUAAUUGUAUGUGGUGAUAGACUGUUUUUGCCACUGUAGUUCUGGAACUGUUAAUGAUACAAAUUGAACUCUAUUGAUAUGCUUCCAAGUAUUUUAUGUUUAGGUUAAAUGUUGGGACAUAUGUGGUGACAUUGGUGUUACUGAAGCAAUAAUUCAUGCUCUCGAUGUCAAAGCAGUAGUGAGCAUAAGUAAGAUACCGCUCACAAUACUCUCACUCUACCUUCUUUUGUUUCUUGCUUUGCUGGUGGGCUGUUGAUAUGUGGAAAGAGAAGGCAGAGACAUUUCUAAUACUAUGGUACUCCUCGAGAGUGGAAGACGAAUUAUACUUGUUUUUGCAUUGGGAGUUGUAUUUGUAUUCUAUGUUGCAUUUUAUUUUGUUGCAAUUUGAAUUUUUUUAAUUCAUAUUUCGGAUUUGGGGGAAGCGGUUGAUGUUAUGAUACCUUAGCUUAGGUUUUGUUUCUGAGGAUUGUGAAUGUGGCUCUAAAUCUUCUCCAACUAGAUAUGUGAGGAAGACUAGAUACAUCAGUGCUGAAGAAGCGGCGUAAGUUUCUUCCAGAGCCAUGCAGUCAUUUACCCCGUCGACAGUUGCUUCAAACUCAAGCCUUCUGCAACCCAAGAUUGAGGCCAAUCCAUUCUCGGAGGAUGAUCUUCAUUUGGGAUCUUUCCAGAAAUUAGAAACUCAGUUACUUGACUGUAUGGGAAUCUCCGAUCAGCAACCAUCACACUCCCCCAAAAUUGAAGUUGGCGAUGACUAUAUGCACGAACCUGGCAGCAGCAUUGAUACGCCUUCACCUGGAAGCAAGAACUCAGCAUGUCUAGAUGAUAUGCCUCCUAAACGGGUUGAGGACCACACUGUCAUUGACGUACCUAUCAUUGGGAGAUCAUCUGUGACAAAGAACUCACCUGAUGCACCUAGCAAAGAACAAGGUUUAGACAAACAACCACUAAAACAUGCCGACAGGCUUCGUAAAUACUUAAAAGAGAACGACAAAAUUCCUGUUUUAUUUCAUAAGAAAGAUGGUCAUCCUGUAGGAAAGUAUGCAUCAGUGUUUAUGACAGAGCUCGGUAUAGCUGUGAAAAAACAUGCACCCUUACAAGUUAAGGGUUGGAAGAAAGUAACAGAGGAGCAAAAACGACCAAUGUUUCAGCGAUUGGAGAGUGCAUUUAUGGUUGACUUCAGCCUAGGACCGAGGUCAGUCAAAAGAGAGACCGAUAAAUUAAUGAGUAAAAGAUAUCGUGAUUACCGCCAAAAGAUGCACAGACAUUACAAAACUCUCACGCACCUGCCUUGGGAGGAUCGGUUGAAACAUAUACCGGUAGAGUUUUGUAAAAGUGAAGCAGAUUGGGAGUUUAUGUGUAAAAUGUUUGAGUCAGAGACUUUCAAGAAAUAUUCCGUAAUAAACUCCGGAAAUCAAGCUAAAAUUAAACCAACUUAUAAGUACCGGGGAGGUGGAAAGUCUUUGUCACAAUACAGAUAUGAAGCUGUUGAUGGAUCCCGAGAAGAAGAUGGUAUUCCUGAUUCUAAUGUAACAAACGACUCGAAAAGAGGUUAUCGAGGAGAAAGUGCUGAGACAGCCAACAAUGAGAAGCAAAUUGGCUUAGAUAACCAUAAUAGUCGCCAAUCUCUUGAAGAAGUAUAUGUAGCUACACGAGCGUGUGACCAAGUUCGUUCGGGACACACAGCGAGACCUGGAGAUGACCUUCAAGCGGCUAAGUCAACUUCUGCUGAUGCUACUGCAUCUCUCAUAGCAGCAAAUGCAGAGCUUAGGCGCGAGCUUGCUUCCACUCAGAGUGAGCUACAUAGCAUGCAAACGACCUUACAAUUGACGGAGGAUAAAGUAUGGAUACUGGAGGCGAAUCAGAGGCGCCUAGAGGAGACCAUACAGGCAAACACACAGAUUAUGGAGGCGAAUCAACGGAUGAUGAAGCAUGUUUUUGAGAAGUUAGCCUUUGAUAUAGGGCAAUCAUUGACAGCUCCACCACCUCCUCGGCCUUAGUUUGGAGAAUCCAGGGAGGAUUGAAAGAAGAAGGGACAUGGGACUUAAAUCUCUUUUCAAGUGACACAAUUUUGUGCUGCAGUUGUUAAAUGAAAGUUUUGUGAAGGAUCUUGUCUCUCUCUCUCUCCUUCCAUUUUUGUCCGGAUUCAUACUCUGGAAGGGCAGAAAUUUUGGGAAACUGUUCAUAAUAUAUGUGUACAGGUUAUUAUCUGAAGGCACAUGGAUUUUGCACAGAGUUCUGCAUU